GGAUUACCAAUUGAGAGUCUAGAUGGGUCCAAUACGACCAACCCAAGUAUGAUUCAUUUUGAUUCAUCCUGACUCAUUCCAACGAGUUAGCCGUAUUACUGUUCUCGGAAAGACGCCGAAUUGACGUAAAAUGAGCCCCUGCGCCACAGCGUCGCGAUAUCCGUACAUAAGCGACGACCUUAUAAGGUCAGUUCGAGGUAGAACAAAAUGCGACGAAGAUCGUCAAAAACUCAUAGCAACAUGCGAACAAAGCUCUACUGCGGCGGAAGCUAAGUUUAGACAAAGGACCUUAAAUCACCAUCGUCAUGACGGCAUCACCAUGUCGCGUGCGACGUACUAAGAGGAUCUUCCCAGCAAGACCUCCGAAAAAGACGACAACUACGAAAUUAUCUAUUCUUGACGCAUCAGUCACACGAUUCGCACCAUGUGGCGCCGUCUGGCUUUAUGAUCAAUCCGACAAUGCCAAUGCGCACGACCCAAGUGUGUUCCAACGCUUAGAAGAAGCGCUCACACAGACACUGAGCAAUUAUCCCCAUUACUCAGGUCAGCUUCGCUGGGCAUCCAAGGAAUUCGUACAGGGAGACGUAAAUCCUCGUUUUCUCGGGCGGCCGAUUGUUGUGUAUGGCUCAGAAGAGGACCCUGGGGUCGAGUUGGUCAUCGCCGAGGAUAGUCGAGAACUCAGCGCUAUCGUACCAAGUCGAGAAGAACGGUCAACAGAGAAACGAAUAUGGAAUGCGACAGAUUUUCCGCAAGGCGAAUUCCAGUCCAAUACCAAACUCGCAUUCUCGAAACUCGGAGAAUAUGAAGACCUACCAGGCGUUGUCAUUCAAUUAACACGGUUCAAAUGUGGCGGAUAUGCGAUUAGUAUCAAGCUCGCCCAUUGUCUAUCAGACGCGCUAUGUCUCACACAAUUUGCGCAUGCUUGGGAGGCGCAAUCCCGAUUGCUCUUUGAGAAGUCAUCCGUGCCACACACCAAUGGAGGGAAGACUAUUGCGCCAUUAUUCAACCCCUCGCAGCUAGAUAAGUAUGCCAACUUAACAGCCAACGAGAAACGACCGAACCCUGAAAGAAUAAAGAAGGCAAGAGCCUUACCCAUGCACCGCUUCGACUGGUGGGCGACUGAUGCCCCCGGGUAUCCCGAUUUUGCCACAUCAUCAUCGCGCGUCACCAUGCCACCAACAGAAGAACUAGCUCAUGUAGAGCUAGGUCCUUCUACUUUUCCUCCUUGGCCAACAUGGGACAUGGCAGCGCCCGUGGAGCAUGUACAGAUCCGCUUCAAGGCCGAUUCCAUCUCAAAAAUGAAGAAAGCCGCCGAAGCAAGCCUCCCUGGUUCCUUAGGCGAUCAGCGUGUGUCGCGACUCGAUUCCGCACUUGCGCAUAUAUGGAUUCUCAUCAACCGCGCAAGACAACUCGAAAAUGAUCAAGAUCCAGUGUAUAUGGAUAUCACCCUUGGAGUCCGUGGACGACUCGACCCGCCUCUACCAGAUGCCUUCGUAGGAUCCCCGAUCUUAUUAGGCCAUGUCGCUAAAACAGGUUCCGAAGCGAGCACUGCUCCUAUUGGAGCAAUUGCGGGUUCGAUACGGCAGACGAUGUCCCUGUUCACUUCCGAUGCGGUAUCCGCUUACAUAUAUGAUGCGGCUCAUGAAGUUAGCCCGCAACGUCUAUGGCAAGCUUUCCUCGGGUCAAGGCAUAUGCUCGUUACAUCAUGGGUGCGGGCACGUGCGUAUGAAGUUGAUUUCUGUGCUUCGGGGCAACUCGCUCGGUAUGUCCAGGGAGUGAUGCCUCGAAUGGAUGGCUUGGUCCAGGUUAUCGACAUCGCGGAUACGGGGGAUUUUGACAUUAGUGUAUGCCUCGAGAAGGAAACAAUGGAGAGGUUCCUCCAAGAUCCUAUGUUGAAGGUGUACGGGCUAUGAUGAGCGUAGGAUAAUUGGGGUGACACAGAUGACUAACAUACAACCCUAUCCCAUACCCUAAGUCUAAAAUAGGGGUAUGCAUCUAGAGUUUAAAAUAGAGCAACCAAGAUACCCAAAAGACAUCAAAGAUUUGUUUCGUUUUAGGAUGCUUCAUAUUGGCGAUAUCCAAUAAUAACAUUCUACAUGAACUAGCCAUGCUUUGUCUGGUAACAAUAGCGGCAGUGUCGAAUUGAAGGAUUACCAGUCAUGAUUAUGUUCGAAAUCGUACUUGGCCUUAGAUGUUAGUUCUUCAUCUAAUAGAACGCGAACGGCUAACAUUGCCAUUCCCUUCGCACAAUUUAACGCAAUAUCGUGGGCUUCUUUCGUGCUAGCCGCGGCAGCAAAUUUGGGGUUAUGAAGCGAUACAUCCGAGUCUGUUGGGAUCGCAAAGACCCCGUGGAAACUAGGCGCGAUGUGGGAAACGUUACCCAUAUCUGUAGAUGCCGUAACUUGUUCCUGUUGCUGUAGCAGGACGUUCUCCCCGACGGCCUUCAUCUCAUCUACGUAUGUCUCGCAGAGAGCCUUGUUGGC
Messenger RNA from Hypoxylon trugodes, 2483 nucleotides. Its product is annotated as transferase family protein. The record is from RefSeq and is a predicted model, not a curated record. NCBI's taxonomy places the organism in Eukaryota, Fungi, Ascomycota, Sordariomycetes, Xylariales, Hypoxylaceae. The transcript has a single exon. Bases 306 to 1913 code for a protein of 535 amino acids.